GCCGAGGCCUCGGCAGUGCUCAAGGUGCGGCCCGAGCGCAGCCGGCGCGAGCGCAUCCUCACGCUGGAGUCCAUGAACCCGCAGGUGAAGGCGGUGGAGUACGCGGUGCGGGGACCCAUCGUGCUCAAGGCCGGCGAGAUCGAGCUUGAGCUGCAGCGGGUGAGCGCGCGCCGGGCCUCUGGGAGGCUGGGGCCGCUGAGCAAGGGAAAAACCGCAGCAGACCCAGCUGGGGUCCUCCCCACGACGUCCACCCCCAUGGCCAGCUUCUCAGUCAGCCAAGCCUGGCUAAAACGAGAGAAUGCCUCCUCCCGCCCCUUCACUGGUGCCCAGCACCCGGCACUGGUGAGGCCUUGCAAUACGGUUCACUUGUUGAAUUGAAUUCAAUUGUUGAGCAGCCGGUGCUGCCAGGCACCGCACGUUGUGUGUCUGCCCUACCCCGGUGGAACCAAGGUCCAGUGGAGGGAGGAACAUAAGCGAAUGAAGAAAGAAGCAGUAGAGUCUCAGUGAUAAGUUCUUGGAAGAAAGGUCUUUGCCAGUCCUGGUUCCCGGAAGAGUCGGCAGAAUUCCUUCCUGUAGGCCCCUCUGGAGCCGUGGCCGACCAGCCACUUCUCUGGUCUGGUGACAGUCACCGAGGGUAUCAAAAAGCCAUUCACAGAGGUCAUCCGAGCCAACAUCGGGGACGCCCAGGCUAUGGGGCAGCAGCCAAUCACCUUCCUCCGGCAGGUGAUGGCACUGUGCACCUACCCAAACCUGCUGGACAGCCCCAGCUUCCCAGAAGAUGCUAAGAAACGCGCCCGGCGGAUCCUGCAGGCUUGUGGCGGGCACAGCCUGGGGUCCUACAGUGCUAGCCAGGGUGUCAACUGCAUCCGUGAAGACGUGGCUGCCUAUAUCACCAGGAGGGAUGGCGGCGUGCCUGCAGACCCCGACAACAUCUACCUGACCACGGGAGCUAGUGACGGCAUUUCUACAAUCCUGAAGAUCCUCGUUUCUGGAGGCGGCAAGUCACGGACAGGUGUGAUGAUCCCCAUCCCACAGUAUCCCCUCUAUUCAGCCGUCAUCUCUGAGCUCGACGCCAUCCAGGUGAACUACUACCUGGACGAGGAGAACUGCUGGGCGCUAAAUGUGAAUGAGCUCCGGCGGGCGGUGCAGGAGGCCAAAGACCACUGUGACCCUAAGGUGCUCUGCAUAAUCAACCCCGGGAACCCCACAGGCCAGGUACAAAGCAGAAAGUGCAUAGAAGAUGUGAUCCACUUUGCCUGGGAAGAGAAACUCUUUCUCCUGGCUGAUGAGGUGUACCAGGACAACGUGUACUCUCCAGAUUGCAGAUUCCACUCCUUCAAGAAGGUGCUGUACGAGAUGGGGCCCGAGUACUCCAGCAACGUGGAGCUCGCCUCCUUCCACUCCACCUCCAAGGGCUACAUGGGCGAGUGUGGUUACAGAGGGGGCUACAUGGAGGUGAUCAACCUGCACCCUGAGAUCAAGGGCCAGCUGGUGAAGCUGCUCUCAGUGCGCCUGUGCCCCCCAGUGUCUGGGCAGGCCGCCAUGGACAUCGUCGUGAAUCCCCCGGUGGCAGGAGAGGAGUCCUUUGAGCAAUUCAGCCGCGAGAAGGAGUCGGUCCUGGGUAAUCUGGCCAAAAAAGCAAAGCUGACGGAAGACCUGUUUAACCAAGUCCCAGGAAUUCACUGCAACCCCUUGCAGGGUGCCAUGUACGCCUUCCCUCGGAUCUUCAUUCCUGUCAAAGCUGUGGAGGCUGCUCAGGCCCAUCAAAUGGCUCCAGACAUGUUCUACUGCAUGAAGCUCCUGGAGGAGACUGGCAUCUGCGUCGUGCCCGGCAGUGGCUUUGGGCAGAGGGAAGGCACUUACCACUUCAGGAUGACCAUCCUCCCUCCAGUGGAGAAGCUGAAGACGGUGCUGCAGAAAGUGAAGGAUUUCCACAUCAACUUCCUGGAGAAGUACGCGUGAGGACGCCUGAGCCCCAGCGGGAGGCCCGUCCUCAGCUCUUCCUCCCAAUGCCCACCAGGCUGAACUCGCCUCCCCCGUGACUCUGCCUUGGGCCUCGCAGAGGCCGCUGGUCACUUCAUCAUCAUUUUGCCCCCGGAGACGUCUUUCUUUGUGCCUUGAUGUUGACAGCGCCUCUCUUUUGAGCAGACAAGCAUUCUAUAUGCAACCAGAGUAGAGGGGACCUGCUCAGCAGGUGUGGCCAGGGUUCUCUGAAUCUGUUACUGUUUUUGCUUCUGGAAAGUUCAUUUGGGGUUUACAACAACUAGGGUGUGUUGGGUGAGAUGUUUAAGAUCUGGAGAAAUGAGCAGGUGUCGGGAAAUGUGUGACUUAACCGUGGUGAGGGCUGGAAAUCCAAACUCACCACCGUGAUCUGUGAAAUAAAGCCCUUAGCGGUGUGAAGCAUCCGGUCCUUUGAACAGAAGGGCCUGGAAGGCCCCUGGGGCUGAGAGAGGGUCCGCCCCGUGGCCUGGAGGCAGGCGGGGAGCACAGUAGCACGUGGACUGGGCAGGAUGCUGCACUAGCUUGGGGUAGAUGCUGGGGGCUGCGGCCACCGUCAGAAGGCCUCACGGUGAGGCAUGGGGGUGAGCCAGGCUGCAGGAGGAACCGGGUCUCCGCUUCCCAGCAGCGCAGCCAGGCCUGAGAAUUCUGUGCGCCCGGCUGGCUUUGGGAAUGAGGAGUUCCCUUGAACAUGUGUAGGCUGGAACCCCAUCGGAGAGGUCUGUCUGAAUUUCAGGGACACAAGGUGCAGCCCGGCAGUGUCCCAGUUCCGUGGAGAGUCCCACUGGAAUGGUGUGGACCCAUCCCGUGGGUGACUGGUGCCUGUUCUCCCGAGGCCCUGACCGAGCCUGUGUGCACAUCGCCCCCUGCUGGCAGCAGCGGGGAAAUGAAGGCUGGAAAUGUCCUCCCCUCAAGGGCAAUCGCCGGACCUGCAGAGCAGCCAAGGCCCUGUCCUUUCUUGAAUGGUGGCGAGCUGAAUCUGGUCGGUUUCCUUGCUUUUAGGUGAUAAAAUUGCCUAGCAGCUUGGCUGCUGUGGAGGAGUCAGUGAGUCGUGAUUGGAGGUUCAUUGGCGUGCUUUCAUGCAGAGUGUUGCCUUCACGUUAGUUUCCGGCUCCCCUCCCAGGCUGCAGACUCUGACCUGUGGCAUCAGUCCUCUCCCAGGCCAGGAGGGUGCCAUCCCCCAGCAUGCGGCUUCCCUGCCAUUAGCAACCCUGGGCGGACCACACUCGAGGCUGCGGUGCUAUGGGCUUAGCCCUCGCCUCCCUCACUGGGAGCCUCCCCAUCCUCCCUGCCUUCCCCAGUGGGAAGUUAGGGAAGCUCAGGAGCCUGGGACCCGGCAUGUCCCAAAAUGGGAUUGGAGGAGCUGGAGAGAAAGCAAAAGAGGCCGAGGAGUGAGGCUUAGAGCCGUCUCUAUGCUGUGAUUUCCACACCGGGUCCGUGUAGAGGAAACAGUCGGAAACUCCAAACUGUCCUUACCCACCGACAUCACAGCCCCUAUGAAGAAAAUAGCCACAAUCUCAAAUAACAAAAGGGAAUGUUCUAAAACUUUUCCUUCCUUAAAAAACGGAAAAAAUUGCGCUUGUGCUUGCUGUGUGGUAUGUAAACCGGGAUGAGUCCCAGAGUGGUGAGGUUUCUGGUGGAAAGGUUAAAUCGUAGAAGCUAGUAUAUUUUUUAUAUUUUUGUAACAAUUGCUUUUUUCAUGGGGGAGGCUGGGUUAGUAUUUAUAGUCCUAACAAAUCCAGUAAUUUUUUAUAAAUCUCUUCAGAUUAUAAACAGCCCCUAAAAACUUUACAAUAUUUGCACAAUUUUUUAAAAGAGAUUGUAUACACUUGAUUUGCUUUCAAAAUAAAUAAGGUCAGCUAGUUUAGGAGGUUAACGUCAGAUAGGAAUGCUGAUCAUGACAGGUUUGGUUUUCUACAGAUUCUGUUCUGGUGCCUUUCCUGUCCGGGCACCACCUGAGAAAGUUGUUUGUCAUUUGAGGUCGCACUUGGAGGUUACAUCUGUGAAGUUUCUGUCAUUGGUCCAGAUCUGUGUGUGUAGCAUCUGCUGAGGAAGCACGUGCUGGGCCGCGCCUCAGACAGCGCAUCACUGCGCACCCAGAGGCUCGCCUGGCUGUUCCUGUUCUGGUGUGUGUGGAGUUUUGGGGAGGAACAGAUGCAGAUCAACUUGUGGCUGUUUUCCCAUCUAGGUUCUCACAGGCAUCUCCUCACAAAGGUACUUAACAAUGGCUCUGCUGGAAAUUUCUAUAAAUAAAAUGUCCAAAAUGGUGA
Messenger RNA from Mandrillus leucophaeus (drill), 4268 nucleotides. RefSeq names its product glutamic pyruvate transaminase (alanine aminotransferase) 2 (gene GPT2). NCBI's taxonomy places the organism in Eukaryota, Metazoa, Chordata, Mammalia, Primates, Cercopithecidae. The record is from RefSeq and is a predicted model, not a curated record. Gene Ontology annotation, biological process: biosynthetic process. Bases 691 to 1962 code for a protein of 423 amino acids. The transcript is spliced from 12 exons. Gene Ontology annotation, molecular function: pyridoxal phosphate binding; L-alanine:2-oxoglutarate transaminase activity.